This is a messenger RNA of Pedinophyceae sp. YPF-701, 1074 nucleotides long. The record is from the annotation of a GenBank genome assembly. Lineage: Eukaryota; Viridiplantae; Chlorophyta; Pedinophyceae.
AUGUCGUCUCAGGAGUACGAUCGCAUGGCGAUUCGCGUGGCGACCGCGUGGAGCAGACGCUGGACGGCGUACGCCGGGCGGACCAAGCCUCAUCCGGCGAUCCAGGACUACGCGCGAGAGCUCUUUCGCGCCCUCGCCCCCGUCGCCAAGGAAGAUGGCAGCGAGCUGAGGGUCCUCGUUCCCUUCAGCUGCUGUGCGGCUGACGUCAGGUACCUGCACGGUCAGGGCAUGGCUGUCGUCGGUGUGGACUCCCCGGGGGACUCCGUGGACGCCCUGGAGGCCGGCCUCGGACUCACGCAGUCCAGCGGGAGGGCCCACGAUGGGUGGAUCAAGUACGAUGGCGACGGCGUCACCGUCUUGCGCGGGAACCCCGUGGCCGUCACGACCGUGCACCUGUCGCUCGCGGGCCGGCCGCACCUCAUCUUCGACCGCGUCGGGCUCUCGAUGCUGCCUCGAGAGGGCCGCCGGGCGUACGCGCGCGCGCUCCGCAAGCUGCUGCCUGCCGGGGGCAUGGUGCUCGCGGUGGCCGUGUCCUCGGUCGAGCGCGUCGACGACGGCGCUGCGUCCGUCGACUUCGACCUGCCGGCCGAGGUCUCGAUGUCGGAGGUGCGCGAGGCGUUCGGAGGCGACGGAAUGUUCGAAGUGAGCUGUUUGGGAUUCACCGACGCAAGCGGGCUGCCUGAGUACCAGGCGGGAGGCGGCGAGGACGGCGUGGCGGGUCCACGGAUCACGGAGAUGGUGUACCUGAUGGUUGCGUCGCCGCACGGCGUCGGUGGCGCGGAUGGGGGGGCACGGGAGACCGAGCAGCGGAACGGGGGCGCUGCGCAGCGGGCGGGGGACGACUGGUUCAGCGACGCGUUGGCUGCGAAGGAGGAGAAGGAGAGGGCGGCGGUGCGGGUCGAGAAGGUGGAUCCCGAGGAGGCGGGGAAGGCUGUGGUGCGCAAGGUGAUGGAGUUGGGCGUCGAACAGGCCGCGCAGGCGGCUGCGGAGGAGGCGGGGCUGGGGCCGGAGGGGGCGCGCGUGCUGCGGGCGUGGAUGGAGGCGGGGCGGACGAUGGGGAAGAUGGGCCUCUGA